UGCAACUGUGAUGGAAAUGUCAGUAUCAUUAGAAGAUCGUAAAAGAAAUUACGUUUUACAUCACUCAAAUCAAUAUGAAGGAUCGUUAACAGAAAUUAGGGCCCCUAGGAUAGAAAGGGAUCUAGAAGAUGACUAUCCUCACGACUACCAGCUAGGCAACCCCGAUUACGUGCACGGGCGAACCGAUAGUUGGUCGUCCAGGAUUCUGACCGAGCCUGGCGCCGACUACCCCGAAGAGACGCCCAGAAAACGAGUCAGAAUACGCGUACCCGUGGUCAGAAAGAACGGACGACAGCACAAACUGACUGUUGUUAGACGCCGACCCCUGGCACCCAGGACCGAAGAGCCUCCUUCGUUAACGGUAGCCAGUCACACGCCACGAAGAAUCGUGGUGACUCGAGUUAGGACUCUGGGUUUGGCCAACUCGAUACAGAGCGAUUUGGAGCCUGAAAGUUUCCGCCCAGAGAUUGGACGUCAUAAAGUCACCAUAACCAGAAGAAGAAAACUCGAGUCUGUCACGCCAACGACCACCGAGAAGAAGGCUAGAAUCACCAGGAAGAAGCUGGUCGCUGUCAGACCCGUUCAACCGACGCCCAGUUUCGCUAUCAUCACCACCGGCUUCUUCACCGCGUCCUCCGAGUACGAUGAAGAGUACACCGAAGAGGAAGACGACGAGGAAGAGAAGCAAGAUGUCACUUCCACCGUCACUCCGGAGCUGAAGGAACCGCCUAACGUUAUCGACAGCAAACCCGAAGAGUUAGAGACUGAAGAUAAGGUGGAGGACACUACGGUGAAGGUAGUCGAAGAAACAACCACGGAUGAACCGGUGAUUAUUACUGAUAACUUCUUCUUCCCACCGUCUGAUGAUGAGUAUGAGUACGAAGAGUACUCGGAUACGACUGAAAGUGGAAAGAUUCCUUCAACAACGUCGAAGCCUGAAGAGAUUUCAGAUAAAGUUACAGAAGCUGAAAGAGGAAAAACUACGACGGAGAGUGUUGAAACUGAUAAGUCUGAAGAGACGACCAUGAAGGCGAUUGAGUCGGUUACAUCGGAGAAGGAUAAGGUUGAAGAUGAAGCUCCGACCACUAAGUAUCCUGAAUAUGAGGAAGAAGAAGAAAAAGAAGAAGAGAAAGAAGAAGACAAACAAGAAGAAAAAGAAGAAGAAAAACAAGAAGAAAAAGAAGAAGAAAAACAGGAAGAAAAAGAAGAAGAAGAGCAUACAACAGUUGAGUCAGUGGAAACAACCAGCGCAGACGUUUCUGAAGAACAAUUUGAGACAACUACAUCCACUGACGAGGAAACAACAACUGUUGAAGAAGAAGAAUCUCACAGUACUGACUACCCAGAAUCAGAAACUGAAGCUCAAACUGAAUCGUACAGUGAAGAAUCAACCGAAGAAGACACUCAGCCUGAAACUACAACAAUUUCAACCGAAGAAGACAUUUCAACUACUGAAGCUUCCCAGGAAAAAGAAACAGACGCACCAACUGAGUCUGAAGGUACAUUGGAAGAACCUGAGGACUCCAAUAAGAAGGUUGAGUCUAGUGUAACUCAGACUGAGUCUAAUAGCAAAGAAUCUCCUGAGCUUGAACCUAAAGUUACAGUAACUCAAUCUGAAAGUUCGUCGAAGGAACUUGAAGAUUCGAAGACAUCUGAAGUUACUACGUCCUCAGGAGAUUUGAUAACUCAGAAGGAUUCAGAGCGUUCCAUGAAGAAGAUCGAACCUCAAACACAGACUGAAAUCAAGACUUCGAAACACCCUGAACACACUGAAAUCUCCAGUGUGAAUACUCCAGUUCCGGAGUUAGAAGAGAAGGAAGGAGCGUUAACGGUGCAACCGAUAGAAACCUCUUCACUCUCUUCCUCCACAUUCGCUAGCGUUCUGCCUCUGGAGACGUCCCGCUCGACGUCCCACGAAUCCUCCGCCUCGUUCGAGGACACCGAAAUACCCAGCGUGAUCCCCCUGGAGGUCGAUUACACCUCUCCAGAGACGCAGAGGACCUCCAUGGUCCUCGAAGUCACUCCCAGCCUCGAGUCGAAGGUGACGACAUCGAUCACGUCGCCGACGCCCGAGGACAUCGAGGCUGGCUUAGCCGACGACCUAUAUCUGUCCCUGUCGAGGCCGGACUUCCCCGAGAUUUUACCCUCGAAACCGAUCGCCGACGUGCACGAAACGAUUUCCACGCCCGACCUUGAACCCAGCACGAGCGUUUACUAUACCGAGACGAUCGUGACGUCGACACGCAUGAGAACGUACACGUACGUGGUGACGCAACUGAACGGACUGGAGACGAAAGUGACAUCCUCGACGACCGUCAGACCCAGAGUGACGACCCUUACGUUGACGGUGCCCGUCACGGUGACUGUCACUCCUACCGUGGAGACAACGAAACCCGCGUCGUCUGUGUAUAGUCCAGUUCCUGUUGCUGGAGAAUACGAAGCGAAAGAUGAGGAAGGCCGAAGGUUCAACUUAGCUACUCGCGUGAUGUCGAAUGGAGUCGAGGUGAUCGUUGCCGGUCCAACGCCGGCAUUACGAUGGGAGAAUUCUAUACCUCAACCUACGCUGACAUUGUCCGACACGGUUGUCAUGAUGCUUCCUCAAGAUAAGCCCAAUGAAUUUGUCACCAAGACGUGUACCACCACGUUCACGUAUCUGACUACGAUCACCAAGGACGGCACAACUACCGUUUCCACGGAACAACAGGUGAUAGCCAACACAGCGACGGAAGAACGUCACAGGAAACCAGGUUCAGAGACCGCAGCAGUAACCCUAGACGCGUCGCCGACUCUCCGGACGGAGGUGUUCAAGACGACCUACACCUACUUAACUCUGAACACCGAUCACUCGAACGUAAACGAUGCUCUAGAGAGCAGCACGAAGGUGAUAACGAACACGGUAACCGCUCCUCAGCAUUAUCUUCACAUGAUCCUCGAGCCAUCCGAAGCACCGCGACCGGAAACGAACACGUAUCUCAGUACCAGGAUGUUGGAGAAGACUUUCAUGGAGGAUGGACGAACCAGAAUCGAAACUACCAGUGACACUGUUACUCAGCUGAUAGUCACAGAAUCUGCACCACCACCCCGACCAACCAGCGUGACCACCACGUUAACAGCUCUGGACAGCACGGAGGAGAGCAUGACCGACGUGAUGAAGACUUAUUAUAUCACCUAUACAUACUAUAACACCUUCCUAGAGAAAGGCAGCACCGUAGUUCGAACGAACGUUGCGACAUCGACCGAUUUGGUGCUGGAGAAAGUGCCUGUCAAGAAGACGACCACGAAGACCACCCUGGUCAACCCUACUCCGGAACCGAUCCAAAUUUUUGCCACGAAAACCUAUUUGACGACGUUCACUUACUUCACCACGCUACUUCAGGCUGGACCAGAUGGAGAAACCUCGACAACGGUCUCCUCCAGGUCCCACAUCGUAGAAAACGUAGUCACCGAAUCGAUAGCACCAAGCUUGUUGGACGCUGGCUACAUGAACGCUUUGCUGACCACCGCACACCACUCUGAUCCAGUGAAAAACGUCGUUACAGGAUCGACCAUUAUUUUCUUCGAUGAAGAGGAUCAAAUAGAUCCUACCACAACCAGCAGUUUCCUGGAAGCAACCUCUUCAAUCGAAACCCAAAACGAUGAAGCGGUCUCAGCAAGUUUGGUGUCCACGGAAGCGUCCUCUGUUGUCAGCGAAUCGAAUUUGAAGCCCUCUGAACAGAUCAGUCAGGAGCAAAAUGUGACAUCCUCCGGAGAGACCAUCCAAAACAAGAAGCCAGCUAAUGAGAAUAACAGCGAUCUCCAAGUGAGCAACCUGCUCAGUCUCGGAUCUUUAGGAAUCAAUAGUUUGUCCGCCCUGGGGCCGGUUAUCACCGCGAUGGCGGGUUUGCUUCAAGGAAAGACGUCGGCAACCCGGAGAAACGACACUAUACCGCAAGCGGAAGUUCAGGAAGUAACGACUCAGAGGUCGCCGAUUUACAUUCCUGUGGCCGAGUUCGCCGAUGGCGAUAUAGAGGCUGCUGAAAGCCAGAAUAUUGGUACUCAUCUGGCGAACCUAAACCACAAUUACAUCGAGACUCGUCAUAAAGUGGCCUCCAGCCUAGCAGACGGUAUUCCGAUCUCUCCAGGAGAAGUGAUCACAGCAAACAGCGACGUGAUCAUCGGCAAACCCGGAAAAAUGGCGCCCAGACCACCCCAGACGUUCUUAGAGGACGAAGAGCACAUCGGUAUGAAGCCACCGCCAUUGCCAGUACCAAAUAUACCGGUACACCCGGUUCUGGAAGUUCUGGAGAACGAUCGAGACGAUUCUAAGCCGCAACAAACUCUUCAGGGUCACAAGGGACCUCAGAUACAGAUAUAUCCAGCUCAUCAAGUAUACGAGGAGCAUUUGAAGAUACCUGUGUCGAUGCCUAUUGACACGAAUCAGGGUUUGAUACCUAAACAGCCUCAGAAGUUGCAUACUAUUCAGUCGCCGCCUAAGAGGAUGGGUUCGAAACAGGAUGUUAUGGAAAAUGAUCCUUUGUUGAAACCUCCGGAUAGACCUAACGUUGAGCAGUACGCUAAUCCGAACUUGAAGCUGAACGAGCCUGAGUGGAGUCCGGAGAAGCCGAGGAGACCUUGGAGCGCUAAGGAUCCUUUGAAACUGUCUCCACCACAUCCUCAAUUCGAUCAGAAGAUCGACUCGGUAAAGCCACCGCUAGAGAAACCAUGGCCCACACUUCUCUCCGAGGACCAGAAACGACCACCAUGGGCCCAGAGGGAUCCUCUGCUCCCCGACACCUCCAUCGUCAUUCAAAGUUCCGAACCCAAACCCAAACCCGCGGAGCCAAUAGUUCAUCAGGUACCACACGUGAUCGACAGAUCAACUGGACAACCAUUGCUGGUCAACAUUCAACCCAGCCAGGUGGCCAAUGUGGUGAUUCCUCAGGGUGGGACUCAAGCUUUGAUAUUCGGUGACACGAGUGAACCACAUAUCAGUGGACAAUACUUCGACGAUCCAUCUCCGUAUCCUGAGUCGGAAGUUGGAUUGGGUUUCGUUGGAAUUCAAAGGGUGGAGGACCUGCCGCAGUAUUCCAACGGAAAGGACCCAGCAGACUACAUGGUCCCACCAUCGCCACCUCUGAACUUCAAGCCCCAGCUCGACAAGCACCCUUCGCACAACCGUCCAGUGAUCCCACUGUCACCAGGUCGUUUCGAGUACGACAGACCGCAGGACAAGUUAGAAGCUCCAGGAAGACCCGAGAAAAAGCCAUCGGACGUGCACCUGAUCAAACACGACGGUUCAGGUACCCUAAGUGGUCAAGGACACGUGCACACGGAGAUCCUGGUGCACCACAGGCCGGAAACGGUGAACAUUCGUCCACAGGGUGUACCACACCCGUCUCACGUUCUGUCCAACAAUCAUUUACCACCGAGAGGUCAAUAUCCGAAGCUACCGAAGCCUGCAGACCCAAAUACUCCACCGAGGAGGACGGAGAUGUCUGGUUCAUCGGAUAAUGCUCAUCGAUAUAUUCUGUUGGCGAAGCCGGACUCUGGGAAUGAAAUACUUUUGAAUACCAAUUGGAAGGACAAGAAACCGCCGAGGAUUUUGGUGAAUAAUAGAAUGAGACCGCGUCCUCCUCUGAGGACUACUACUGGUCGUCCUUUGGAUAGACCUGUAUAUGUUGAGAGGCCUAACGUGAGGAAGCCUGUGUAUAGCGGGUCGCAGAGACCCCCGGUGAAGAACCAGAAUACAUUUGUGCUGCCUCAUAGACCACCGACGAAUCCGCAGAUUCAUCAUGAACCACCUAGGAUGACGACGUCGAAGCCGGACGUGAAGGAGGUGACUGAGAGGCAACCUUCGUUUGGAUCUCGUCCUCAGCACGUAGACGUCCAAGACAGACCACUGCACUUCUACCCUGAGAACAAACGACCUAACGUGGUUCCAGUGAGACCUCAAACGGAAGAGCAUCUACCAACAGGAGCGAUAGAGUACCACAAUCCCUCCAAACCCAAGACAAAACCAGAACCCACAAAACCAGUGAACAGUCAGCAUCAGACCUUUGAUCAGCCGCCCAAUCAAGGACAGCCAGAGUGGCAGAGUGGCAGUCAGACUGAAAAGACCUUGGAUUCCGAAGGUGAAGCCUCGGAGCAGGUGAAAUACCACAAUCCAACAAAGGAGGUUCAAAAGGAGAAACCGAACGAGGAGGCAGUUAGUCAAAGUAAUUCAACUAAGAACACAUAUACAGGAUCGAAACAGGUGGAUCAUCAAAACCAGAAACCUGCGUGGUUGAAUCAGGGAGCGCCUUUUACCCACAAAAAUGUUCCUACGUCAACCCAAGUACCGUACGGACCGAAUUAUUACAAUACCAAGCUUCAGGAGAUGCCGAUAGUGCAAGGAAAGCCAUUUGGGGUUUACAGUGGCCAUGAGGACGCAAUGACUUACGGCUACAAGUUGAAGGAGGGAAAACCUGACUACGAGAUAGUGCAGGGUGUACCCUCGACGUAUUACGGUACCCAGAAGCCACCGGGUCACAAGAAGCAGCGAGGUGAACACACGUCCACUCCACAGCCCCAUGAACGGGAUGACACCAUAGAUCUGAAGCCACCAGCCAUCAUCCCUCAGUUCAUGCCCGACUCCGACAAACCUGGCAGACUUUAUCCCAGACCGAGUAAACCGGAAACUAGACCCGUUUCGUACCCUAGACCGAAGGUCCCUCAGGAAGCUAGGCCAGAUCAGAGGAUUGAAGACAAGCCAGGUCUGGAGUCCUCCACGAACGAGACUCAGGGUAGCAAGGUGAACCAGAGCCACCUGCAGUUGGGUGGAUUCGUAGAUCUGAACUGGGACAGUGGUGUGAAGGUUUCGGAGACUCAGAGUAACAGGAAUGAGACGAAAACUCAGUUGAGGAACAGUACGACUCCCUAUCCUGAAGAGCAGUUCCCCCAGUCGGACAUGGGGAUUCCAGAGAACAGUCGACCUACGGUGACCCAACCGGACUAUGGACAGGGAACAAGGAUCCAUCCUGAGUACCCUCACAUCAUCACCAAACCCAAGCCUCAGGUACCCGGACCGAUUACCAUCUCUUCUGGCAAGCCUGAAAGACCUAACAUAAGGUUCUCCAUGCCCGUGGAGGCGAUGGGCGAGGAAGUGGACAGUAAGACCCAGACUGAAAGACCACCCAGCAUGCUGAUCACGAAGAGUGACACUGACACGAAGAACGAUGAGUCUCUCGAAACGUCCUAUCAGACUAACUUCGCGUUGUCAGACGCGAAUCAAGGAGACUCUAACAUUAGGAUUCGUCCUGCUGAAACGUCUACCGACAUGUUGAGCAGCAUGGAGGGAAUGAGUGUGCCUUCUAGAGAUAUGAUGCCACCACCCCUGAGGCCUAUUGGCUCGAAUCCGUCGAAGAACGAGGAAGAGGGUUUGAAACCACCACCCAUACCUUCGCGAGAUGUCGUCGGUUUGUCACCACCUCCUGUUGAUAUUACCACAACUAGCAGACCUACGGAGGAUAGGUUCUCGUUUGGAGUCGCGAACGAGUCUGGUUUGAAGCCUCCGCCUAAGUAUAUUCCUCUGAAGGAGUCAACUGUGGCGCCUCUACCUAGUGUUAGCAUGGUUCCACCUAGUCCCAGACCGUCUGUUGCUAGACCCUUCAUCGUGGAACUACUGUCUCAGGACAUGGUACCACCACCCCCAGCAACACAGACCACCAGACCCCUCGAAAUUGCCACAGUCAGACCCGCAGUUGCAGUUUCUGGAUCCAUUCAGAUUGCAACAGCAGUGGCAACUUCGCACAUCCCAGUGGUCCAGGACAUGGAAUCGAAGAUUCCGAUCAUACACGGCACAGUCGAUUUACCAGUCGUCGUGGAUGUGCCAGAGAUCCUCAGACCGGUUGAGACUAGGAUGACGGAGCACGUCAGCAUCUACACCGUGAGACCCUUUGACACCAGGCCAGUGUCCAGAAUAUCGGUACAACCAACUGCCAUGCUGUCCUCGAACAUGGUGAUCCCAACGAAGUUGAGGCCACUGCAGGUGAAUCACAUUCAACCUAGCAGAUCUUCAUCGACGAGUCGAGAGGUUGAACCAACUAGGUCGCAGACCUUUGAGAUUCCUAGAAAUCCAGUGAAACGUCCGGAGCAUCCAGUCUUCCUGGAGUCUAGUUACGAUAAUAUUUUACCGUCGACCAAGGUGGAACCCACGGAAAGUCUGACUCAUGUAGUCACCUCUCAGAAGAAGGAGCCUCGUCCUACGAUGACGAAGGACGAGAAAACGAAACUGGUUGUAGCAUCCACAACGGAACGGAAGAAGUUAAACGAGACUAGUGUGAAGAAUUCACCCACUGUGGUGGUUAGAACUGACAGUUCGAUCGUGAAAGUAACUGGAACAUUGUUGGGGAACAGUGAGAGGACAAAUGGAUCGAUAAUCAAGAUGACGAAGAGCAGUGUCAGUAGCACUGUGCGUAAAGCUGCUAAUGCCUCUACCACUAUGCGCACGAAACCGAAAGAGGUUACCCGAUUCCAGACAUCUACAGUGACUAGAACGGAAACAUCGGUCCUAGGUUCACCACCGACCACACGAACUCUUCUUCUCACGCAUACAAUGACAUCUACUACUGUGGAGACCGUAACGGAAACACUGUUACGUCCAACAAGCUUGAUUUCUACGGUCACGUCGACCAUUCUGCAGUCCGUUGUUACCAGGAUACCUUCGUCGUACGAGAAUGUGGUUGAUAAUGAUUCUAUCUUUGUGGUGAUGAGUGAUCAGAAGCCUCCUGCGCCUGGAGCUGAAGAGGUGGAAGCAGAAUACGGUGACGACAUAUCAAGAGACGAACAAGACCCCGUCGGAAACGAGGUGCACAGAGUCCUUGCAGGAGGUGUUCUCGGCGCACCUGUGGUGUCCCUUCAGCCCAUAUCCAACCAAUGCGCACCCGAAUGCAGAGCCUCCAGGGCCGAGAUGUGCAUAGAAGUUGGAACCGAAAUGAGAUGUAUUUGUCGACCAGGUUUCGCGAGGAUGUUCCCUGAUCGACCUUGCAAACCUACAUAUACCUAUACAUUACGAGUCGGUCUCGAUCGCAUUGGUCACGAGCCGAUUAACUACGAAGCCAGCGUCAAUGACUCCACUGCCUAUAGAAGACUAUUAGGGCCAAUCAAAGACGCUCUCGAUCGAACUCUGAUGCAGAGCGACUUGAGGGAUAUUUAUAGGGGAUUGAAUAUAGCUGGUUUGACUCCGGACCCUACGAAAGUGCAAUUCCAUGUUCAGCUCAGUGAUAAUGCUAAUGAGACCAGGUUGAAGGAGGUCCUUCGGAAGUAUUUGAUCAGCAGUAAUUACAGUUUGGGAGGCACGGAGGUGUAUGCAUCGAAGAACCUUGAUGUGAUCGAUGCAGUCGACUUUGACGAAUGCUCAACAGAAGAGGGAGGACCAUACCACGAUUGCUCUGCAAACGCAGCCUGCUUCAAUCUCCGUGGCUCGUACCAGUGCUCCUGCAAAGAGGGAUGGGCCGAUCUAUCAGAGAAUCCUAUGUACCCAGGAAGAGUUUGCUCUCAGGCUCCUUUGGGAUGUCCCAGCUGCAACAACAAAGGACACUGUGUCACCAACACGAAUGGUCAAGAAGUGUGCGAGUGCUUCCCUUGGCACAGUGGUCAACGUUGUCAAGUUAACCUCAAAGUGUUACUGAUAGCGCUGGUUACGACCGGUGCAAUACUGCUGGGCCUGCUGGCAGUUUGUGUGGGCAUGGCGUGUUUCCGUCAGCCAAACCGAAGACGAAGAACAGGCGACCGAAGGGCGAUGAUUCCUGGAACUGGAGGAGACACCAGUAGCGAGGGCAGCGUUACGGAUCUGGCGAUCCCUCACCAUGUGCCCCAUGUUCUACCCCCGCCUCCGCAGAUGAUUGCACCCUUGCCGCCAUCAAAGAGACCUGCUCGCAAGAUCAGUGGUAAACCGAGACAUCCGCCGAGGAAGGCUACUAUGGUUCCUGCUUCAGCAGUGCCAGUAAGCGACGAACAACGAGACCGUUCCUUAACAGUGAUGAUCCCACGUGCGAAAUAUCGAUCAGCCCCACAAUCACCUCAGAACUACAAGUCCGGCAUGAGCACCUUCUCCACAGAAGAGCAUAAGCUGCUCAAUUACCUCGACAGCGGCACGCACAACACCGGAAACCGGAAGCAAAGCGUCUCCAGCCAGAAGGACUGCAAGGAAGCUGAAGUGCAGGUGAUCAGGGCACCAGCUGCGCCAACUGGAGCUCUCGUUAGCGCUGGUUUCCAGGUGUCAGCCACCGUGACGCGAACAAUGGACGCCGACUCGACAUUAGCCAGAUCCUGCGGAGAGACCACAGUGGAAACAGCAACGAAAGUGUUGAGAACCGCUGAUCUUCAAGGUGAUCUGUGCUCGACGUUGGCUCGAUCCUGCGGAGAGACGACCAUCCAAGCACCGACGAAGCUGCUGAGGCUCGACUUAGGCGAGGCUGGCUCCACGCUGGCCAGGUCUUGCGGGGAAACUACCAUUCAACCUCCUACCAAGGUCGCGGAUGCCAGAAGAAACAGUGUGAAGGAUUCUAGAGACAACAGAGACACCAGAGACAGUGCCAGCGAAGGGCACACGAUGGCCGAGAGGGAUUUGGGCAGCACGCUUCGACUUCCGGCCCAGCAUCCGCCUCUUUAUAGCCCGGACAGGACCAGCGAUCGAGAAUCGAACUUCGACUCUCUCUAGGCAUCGAAGAUCGUGCGAUUAAACCGAAAUAAAAGGAAACGAUCCAGUCGACGGAUUGAUCGUGGACGAGACCGCUGGACGGUAAUCUCCACAUGUUCAGAGAUCGAUUAAUAAAAGAGGAAACGAGUCCCUCCAUCGACGCAAUCGAUUCAAAUAUUCUCGAAACGAUUGCCGGUAUCGAGACGAACGAAUCAGGGAGAGCUUUAAUCGUCUAUCUCGUUAAAUUAAACCCGAUUAUUUAUUGACAGGAAAGCGUCUCGAAGUAAAAGGAAAUUUUUUUCUCGACAUUGACAAACGUUCGAUGGGACCCAAAAUAAGUGGAGAAAGAAAUUUUUAUUUUAAAGAAAGUACACGAAAUUCACGUUGUGAGCAACGCUUUCCUCUAUUUAUUUAUGGACGUUGAUUCAGUGCUUAGAUUACGCGGUUCGAUCGCGACAGGCGCUCUCUUUGCCGUCGACGGAAAUUUUUGAUCUUUAAGGACUUUUUUUAUAUCGCAAAGAAGCUCAGAUUCAAAGAGACGCGCUGGUUACUUAUCCCCGUGCCAAAAUACAACCAAUGAAAGAGAAAGCUACAGCUUUCCGACUGUCGUUUUCACGUUUUUAUUUUCUUCUUCUUCUUUGUUCUUUUUGUUUCUUGGAGCGGACUCGAAACGUUGUUCAGAUAUUUUAUGAGUGUUUUUUUCUUGUACUUCGUCGAUGAACAUUUUGCAAAAUGUAUCUAAUACUAUGUUUUGAUUUUAUCCUAACCUAAACUGUCGUAUAAUAAAGAGGAUAAAAAUAUAAUUAAUUAAAAUUGAUUGAAUU
Molecule: messenger RNA, 11481 nt
Organism: Megachile rotundata (alfalfa leafcutting bee)
Lineage: Eukaryota; Metazoa; Arthropoda; Insecta; Hymenoptera; Megachilidae
Molecular function (GO): calcium ion binding
Source: RefSeq, a predicted model, not a curated record